GCGGUCAUUUUCAUCACAUGGGGGAAUGGUUGAGGACAACUUGCCCAUGUCUUCAGACAUUAUGGGACAGAAUAUACGGAACCUCAAUAAACGCUGACAGUGGCUGGGGCGAUGGUUCGAGCAGGACCGUUAACAGAGAGACGGAGUCUGCAAGUCGUUACACGGAUUCACGAAAUGCAAACCAGCCACCUCAGAAAACGGACAGUGCUGCUAUUUAUACGGCUCUGUGGGACUUUGAGGCACGCCACGUCGCGGAGAUGUCGUUUAAAGCCGGUGAUUUGUUCCAAAUUGUGAGUCGUUCUGGAGAAUGGUGGACCGCGAGAAAAAUAGACUCAAAUGCCUGUGUUCUCGCGACCGGUGUUGUUCCAUACAAUUACCUGGCGCGCGAGGAAUCGGAAGAGUCUCAACCGUGGUUCUUUGGAAAGAUGAGCCGAGUUGAGGCUUUGAGUCUCCUCAUGUCAGCAGAAAAUGAUGAGGGAUCCUUUCUCGUGCGAAUCAGUGAGUCUGACUCUGUGGGCCAUGUACUCUCAGUGAAGACAAAGAACAAAAUGAAGCACUUCAAAAUCUACCAGGCUAGUGGUCUAUUCUAUUUAAAAGAGUCUCUUAAAUUCUCCAGCAUAUUAGAGGUGGUAAAAUACUAUCAAACGCAUCCAUUGGGCUCUUUGGACAAACUGAAGCGACCCUGCAUUCAGAAAAAGCCUCUGCUGCAGGAUCUGUCACACACCACGGUUGAUGAGUGGGAACUGCCUAAAGAAGAAUUUACUCUUGAAGAAGAGCUUGGCAGUGGCCACUUUGCUGAUGUUUACCGUGGCAAGUGGAAAAAUAACAUCAACGUGGCCAUCAAAAUCCUCAAGAACAAUGAUAGUUUUAAGCAGAAAGAUUUUCAAAUGGAGGUCCAAAUUAUGAAACGAUUGCGUCACAGGCACCUAAUUGCUCUCUUUGCCAUCUGCACUUCCUCUACGCCAUAUUACAUCAUCACUGAACUCAUGGAAAAGGGCAACCUGCUCAACUUCCUCAGAAGUUCUGAGGGUGGGGCAUUGGACCUGUUGUCUCUGAUAGACAUAGCAGCUCAAGUGGCAGAUGGGAUGGCAUAUCUAGAGGCUAAUAAAAGUAUUCAUAGAGAUCUUGCUGCAAGAAAUGUUCUAGUUGGAGAGGGAUGUUUAUGCAAAGUUGCUGACUUUGGCCUAGCUCGAAUCAUUAAGGAGCCUAUUUAUAUAUCAGAUGAGAGGAAAAUGCCAUAUAAGUGGACCGCCCCAGAAGCUAUCAGUCAUGGCUAUUUCUCAGAUAAAUCUGAUGUCUGGUCAUUUGGCAUUCUGGUUCAUGAAAUUCUCACCUAUGGAGGAACACCUUAUCCAGGUUUUUCAUCAAAGGAGGUGUUUAUUGAGAUCACCGAACACAACUAUAGAAUGCCUGCCCCAUACAAAUGUCCACAAGGCAUUUAUGACAUCAUGCUAUCUUGCUGGAGUGCACAGCCAAAAGACCGUCCAACUUUUAAGGACCUGAGGCAAAACCUAGAAGUCAUCAGCCGCUACAGUGACUUGGACUGAUUCUGCAGUUUGAUUUUACACCUUGUGAACAGACCG
Molecule: messenger RNA, 1583 nt
Organism: Xyrauchen texanus (razorback sucker)
Lineage: Eukaryota; Metazoa; Chordata; Actinopteri; Cypriniformes; Catostomidae
Product: protein-tyrosine kinase 6-like
Exons: 8
Coding region: 18-1547 (509 amino acids)
Biological process (GO): innate immune response; protein phosphorylation; cell surface receptor protein tyrosine kinase signaling pathway
Cellular component (GO): extrinsic component of cytoplasmic side of plasma membrane
Molecular function (GO): non-membrane spanning protein tyrosine kinase activity; signaling receptor binding; ATP binding
Source: RefSeq, a predicted model, not a curated record